This is a messenger RNA of Tilletiopsis washingtonensis, 1008 nucleotides long. RefSeq lists its product as hypothetical. Bases 1 to 1008 code for a protein of 335 amino acids. The transcript has a single exon. NCBI's taxonomy places the organism in Eukaryota, Fungi, Basidiomycota, Exobasidiomycetes, Entylomatales. The record is from RefSeq and is a predicted model, not a curated record.
AUGGAGGCGAUGCGCAAGAUCAAGGUCUUGGACGGCUGCGUCAAAGUGUGGAGCACGCCGUUUGCCGAGUGGCCAAGCCAAGCUCGCGAGGCACUCGCCCGCGACCCGUGCGCGCCGUGGCUGCCGUUGUGGCACGACCACAUCCGCCUCAAGCUCGUCUUCGUGCCGCCCAGCGAGCCUGUGAUCUCUUCGACGGCCGCUGGCCGCGCUGCCCUCGCCACGUCUUCCGCGGCCGCUCUUCUCCCGCCGACCAAGCAGAUUGCCGCGCUGCCUGCAGCGCUCAAGGCUCCGCGUACGCUCAUCAAGUCCUCGCCAUGCGCUUCGCUCGUUAAGCUUCCAGCGCUGAACUCUCAGGGCGAGGAGAUCGGUCGAGCAGCCGCAUCCGAGAUGGCUGCGUCCGAGGCAGUGGCGCAGGAGCAGGACGUCGCCGAGGAGGCUGCAUUGGAGGAGGAGGGGCCCGAGGCGAGUCCUGGAGCAUACGAUCAGCUGCUAGAGCUCGAGGCGGAUGCAUCGCGGGCCACGCAGGAGUGGGUGCUCGAGCAGCAGCGCUCUGCAUCUGCCGCCACUCGUCCUGCGUCCGGCGCUGCCGUCGCCGUCAUGCCCGCCAAGCGACCUCGCACCGAGGCCGAGCCGCCCGUCCGCGCUGUCGCCUCGUCAAGCCGUGCGCCAUCCACUGCUGCGCCCACUUCCGAGGACCCGUCGCUCCCGACGAGCGUCUCCGCCAUCCUCAACCACAAGCGCCUCUUUCAGCUCUCGUGCCGCAUUCCUCGCGGCGACGGCGGCAGCGACAAGCUCGAUGAGUUCCUGCUCUUUCUCUCUUCGCUCGAGGAGGACGGCGUGCUAGAGCCGACGAAGUGCUCGUACAAGCGCGCCAAGAAGGCGCUGUACCGCUUCGUCGAGCUCGCAUUCGAGGUGUCGCUCGACCUCGGAUCCGCCGAGUCGGACACCUACGAGCUCAUCCACGCUCUCGGUCAGGACGCUCUCGCUGCUAUGAAGGAUCUCGACUGA